Molecule: messenger RNA, 1062 nt
Organism: Cyanidioschyzon merolae strain 10D
Lineage: Eukaryota; Rhodophyta; Bangiophyceae; Cyanidiales; Cyanidiaceae
Product: similar to transparent testa glabra 1
Exons: 1
Coding region: 1-1062 (353 amino acids)
Cellular component (GO): nucleus
Molecular function (GO): protein binding
Source: RefSeq, a predicted model, not a curated record
AUGUCCGGCGAUCUUGUUCAAGAGCUGAAACGUGCCGGUGGAGAGCGCUUUCCUGAAGUAACCUUUGAGUGGGACUCUCAAUGGCCCCUCUACGCCGUCGGCUGGUGUGCGUCGUCGUCGGCUCAGGGCGUCGCACGACUCGCCGUAGGAAGCUUCAUCGAAGAAGGACCCAACAACUACAUUGAGAUCCUUGACUUUGUUCCAGGCAGUAGGGGUACGAUCCGACGCUUCCAAUCGCGACAUAAGUGCUCAAUCGUCUUUCCCUGCACGAAGCUUCUCUGGGAGCCUGCGUAUGAACACUCGCUAGCACGCACCCAGAACGUUGUACUCGCCUCUGCAAGUGAUAUGCUUCGCCUCUGGGCUGUAACAGAGGAGCAUAUGCUUCUUCUGCGAACCCUGGCCCCCAACGAGCGUGCCGAGCAGAUUGCACCCUUGACCUCCAUGGACUGGAACGAAGUUGAUCGGAGCGCGCUGGCGACAGCCUCGGUGGACACCACCGUAGCUGUAUGGGACCCCGAGCUCGGUCGUAUGCGUACGCGACUCAUAGCCCACGACAAUGCAGUCUACGAUGUCUCUUUCGACCAGAAUACUGCCCAUCAUUUCGUUACCUGUGGCGCGGAUGGUUCCGUUCGUCUGUUCGAUUUACGCUCGCUGGACCAUUCGACGGUGCUGUAUGAGUCGCCAACGGGUAACCCACUCUUACGAGUCACGUGGAGCAAACAGAACAGUCACUACUUGCUGACGCUGCCCAGCCGAAGCCGGUACGCCGUCGCUAUUGAUAUCCGCAUGCCAGCAGUGCCUAUGGCGUAUGUUGGUGGCAACACUGGCUCUGUCAACGCCAUCAGCUGGUCACCGAGUUCAGCGAACUACCUGGCAACCGCCGAUAUGGAUGGGCGGUUAGCGUUAUGGGAGCUUGCUCAGGCAGUGCCAAAGACCGAGGUGCGCGCCUUCGCAGCGUGUAAGUUACGAGGGCCCAUAGACAACGUGGCUUGGUCCACUGCGCUUCCGCAGUGGAUCGCGGCAGUAACAGCGCCUUCCUCGUUGACGGUUCUUCAGAUUUGA